AGGUAAACCAAACCCUAAGCACUCACCGCCUUUCUUCUUCCCCUGGUAAAACCACAACCAUGGAAUAAAAAGCUCUACAUAAGCAACGAACUCAAACACCUUCCACUUUUGGCCUCUUUUUAGUUCCUUUCUUUGUUUGGAUUAACAGUGUUUAAGAUAUGGGCAUGAACUCAUGAUGCACCAGUGUUCUCCCCCUUCGUGAACCUUGAAUAGUUGAUCAAAGCUGCUACAAAAACCCUAAAAGUAACUAAAGAGAGAGGAGAGAGAGAGAAAGAUGGUGGGCUCAGGAACUACAGAUAGAAACAAAGAAGCAGUUGGAAUGAUGGCUCUUCAUGAAGCUUUACGAAGUGUUUGUUUUAAUUCUGACUGGACUUACUCUGUUUUCUGGACCAUUCGUCCGCGCCCGCGAGUUAGAGGUGGUAAUGGCUGUAAAGUUGGAGACGACGUCGGGAGCCUGAUGUUGAUGUGGGAAGACGGGUUUUGCAGAGGAAGAAUGGCGGACUGCUUAGAAGACAUGGAUGCAGGGGACGAUCCUGUUAGAAAAGCUUUCAGCAAAAUGUCAAUUCAGUUGUAUAAUUAUGGAGAAGGAUUAAUGGGGAAAGUUGCUUCUGAUAAGUGUCACAAAUGGGUAUUCAAAGAACCUUCAGAAUGUGAUCAGAGCAUCUCUAACUAUUGGCAAAGUUCUUUUGAUGCCCUUCCAACUGAAUGGAAUGAACAGUUUGAAUCUGGAAUCCAGACUAUAGCUGUAAUACAAGCUGGCCAUGGGCUUCUGCAACUUGGUUCUUGCAAGAUUGUACCUGAAGACCUUCAUUUUGUGCUUCGAAUGAGACAUACCUUUGAAUCACUUGGCUACCAAUCUGGUUUCUAUCUCUCCCAGUUAUUUGCAUCGACAUCUUCAAAUCCUUUAAAGCAACCAACGGUCCCGAUCCACCCACCACCACCCGCCGCCUUCAACUGGGCGGCGCCGAAGCCAAUGCAAUCGCCGAAUUUCCAGAAUCAUACAAGACUAGGGUUUGCGCCUAAAGACGAGACACACAUGUUCCUUCUUCCUCAUUCAUCUGAACCACAAAUGGGAAACAUGAUGGGUUCUGAUCAUGUUGAAAGCGACAUCAAAUGGCCUAAUGGGCUGUCGUUCUUUAAUGCACUCACCGGAAGAAGUGAUGACGCGAAGCUUUUGUUCAAUGCAGAAGAAGGACUCGGUGGUGGAAAGCAGCCAGACGGCGGCCAGAAUUUGAAUCAUGAUAAACAUAUUCCCGAGGCUGCUAUGUACACCGAUGUUAUGGAAAAUUUCUUGGAGUGAUAUGUUUAGUAAUGGUUGUUUUUCGUAAUGUUUAGUAGUCGU
Molecule: messenger RNA, 1342 nt
Organism: Lactuca virosa
Lineage: Eukaryota; Viridiplantae; Streptophyta; Magnoliopsida; Asterales; Asteraceae
Source: the annotation of a GenBank genome assembly